CAUUGCGUCACUGCACGCACAGUGUUUUUGCUUCGUCUCUUUGAAGCGGCGGAGAGUCUGUCGUGUUUCUGCCGUUGGUUGUCUCUCGGUUCGGGCUCGGGAGGCUCGUCUGAUGCUCGCCGGAGUUCGGGACGCUGCCGGUGGAGCGGCGCGAGGCCUGAGGGACGCGGAGCCGCGGAGUUUAGCAGAGACUGACUGCGCAUGCUCAUGAACCGCCCGAAUGAACGCGGAUCAAUAAAGAUCCGAUCAAAACACGAGAAUCCGCAUCAGAACCGCGACCCAGCCGGACACACGGAGACCGGAGAGCCAGCCGAUCACAGCCAUCGAUCACUCACCGAUAACUGAUCGAUAGAGGAGCAGCAGAGGAGAUGCGGACACAAUACACACAUACACACACACUUAAACACACUCACUAACGCAUUCACACACUCAUAUACACACUCUCAUGCACACUCAUUAACACGUAUAUAUACACACACAUGUAUACAUACACACACAAACACGCACAUAUACACACUCGUUAACGCAUACACACACACACACACACACACACCCAAACAAGGACAGGCAUACACUCAUACACACACACACACACACAUUAACACAUAAAGAAGCAUACACACACACAAACAAAUAAAGACAUAUACACACACAGACACUAACCCAUACACGCAGUCAUACUCACUCACACAUAAACACACUAACACAAAUACACACUGUCACACACUCACUAACAAAUACACACACAUAUCUACGCAUACACUCAUACUCGCGCGCACACACACACACACACACACACACUGAUGCCGUCUGCGGGAUGAGAUGCUCACGUUAGGCAGGUGUGACUGCUCUUCCUCUGGAGCGGUGUGUGUGUGAUCAGCUGGAUGUGAGACUCACACACACACACACUCUCACACACACACACACACACACUCUCACACACACACACACAUCAUGCAGGCUCCGCCCUUCCAGUAUGACUUCUACAGUGAGGAGAACGCACACAAGUGGAGAGGCCUGCUGGUGCCGUCACUCAACAAGGUGCUGAAUCAGGUGCACCCAAAGCUGUCGUCCCAGCAGGAGGCGCUGCAGUACAUUGAGGGCCUGAUCCUGGUGCUGCUCAACACACUCUGCCAGGCCCAGCCGCGCACUGUACAGGAUGUGGAGGAGCGUGUGCAGAGGAGUUUUCCACACCCGAUAGAGAAAUGGGCGAUCGCAGACGCUCAGGCCGCCAUCGAGAAGAGGAAGAGGAGGAACCCACUGGCGCUGCCUGUGGACAAGAUACAUCCACUGCUCAAGGAGGUUCUGGGCUAUAAGAUCGACCACCAGGUGUCAGUGUACAUCGUGGCGGUGCUGGAGUACAUCUCUGCAGACAUACUGAAGCUCGCUGGAAACUACGUCAGAAACAUCCGGCACUAUGAGAUCUCACAGCAGGACAUCACUGUGGCCAUGUGUGCUGAUAAGGUGCUGAUGGACAUUCACCAGGUGGAGGAGGACAUCAGUGUGUUCCCGCUGCUGGAUGAGGAGCCGUCGGCGGCAGAGGAGCAGAGCUACUAUGAGCUGGUGAAGACCUUCAUGGCGGAGCUGCGGCAGUACCUGCGGGACCUCAACCUCAUCAUCAGGGUCUUCAGAGAGCCCUUCAACACACACACACUGCUGUUCUCAGCACACGACGUGGAGAGCAUCUUCAGUCGUAUAGUGGAUGUUCAUGAGGUGACGGUGAAGCUGCUGGGCCUCAUCGAGGACACGGUGGAGAUGACGGAUGAGAGCAGCCCACACCCACUCGUGGGCAGCUGCUUCGAGGACCUCGCUGAGGAGCUGGCCUUUGACCCCUACGAGACGUACGCACAGGAUAUCCUGCGCAGCGGCUUCCAUGAGCACUUCCUGAGACAGCUGUACAAACCUGGAGCCGCCGUAUACCUGCAGUCGAUCUGCGAGGGCUUUAAGGAGGCUGUUCAGUAUGUUCUGCCACGGCUGCUGCUCACUCCAGUCUAUCACUGUCUCCACUACUUCGAGAUCCUCAAGCAACUGGAGGAGAAGAGUGAGGAUGAGGAGGAUAAAGAGUGUGUGAAGCAGGCCAUCACAGCAUUACUGAACCUGCAGAGCAGCAUGGAGCGCAUCUGUUCCAAGAGCCUCGCCAAGAGACGUCUCAGCGAGUCUGCGUGCCGCUUCUACAGUCAGCAGAUGAAGGGCAAACAUCUGGCCAUCAAGAAGAUGAAUGAGAUCCAGAGGAACAUUGACGGCUGGGAGGGCAAAGACAUCGGGCAGUGCUGCAACGAGUUCAUCAUGGAGGGAACGCUGACCCGCGUCGGCGCCAAACACGAGCGCCACAUCUUCCUGUUCGACGGCCUCAUGAUCUGCUGCAAGUCCAACCACGGCCAGCCCCGCCUGCCUGGAGCCAGCGCCGCGGAGUACCGGCUCAAGGAGAAGUUCUUCAUGAGAAAGGUCCAGAUCAAUGAUAAGGACGAUAAGGAGGGCGAGUACCGGCACGCGUUCGAGAUCAUCCUGAAGGACGGGAACAGUGUGGUGUUCUCAGCGAAGUCUGCGGAGGAGAAGAACGGCUGGAUGGCGGCGCUGAUCUCGCUGCAGUAUCGCUCCACGCUGGAACGCAUGCUGGACACCGCCAUGCUGCAGGAGGAGAAGGAGGAGCAGAUGCGGCUGCCCGGAGCUCAGCUGUACCGAUUCGCUGAACCCGACUCUGAGGAGAACGUGGUGUUUGAGGAGAAUGUGCAGUCCAAAUCCGGCAUCCCCAUCAUCAAAGCCGGAACCGUACUCAAGCUGAUCGAGAGGCUGACCUUCCACAUGUACGCCGAUCCGAACUUCGUGCGGACGUUUCUGACCACGUACCGCUCGUUCUGCAAACCUCAGGAGCUGCUGGACCUGCUCAUCGAGAGGUUUGAGAUUCCAGAACCCAAGCCCACAGAAGCGGAUCAGAUGGCGCUGGAGAACGGAGAUCAGCCGCUGAGCGCAGAACUCAAACGCUUCCGCAAGGAGUUCGUACAGCCCGUACAGCUCAGGGUGUUGAAUGUGUGUCGGCACUGGGUGGAGCAUCAUUUCUAUGACUUUGAGAGAGACGCUCAGCUGCUGCGGAGACUGGAGGAGUUCAUCGGCACUGUCAGAGGUAAAGCCAUGAGGAAGUGGGUGGAGUCCAUCACGAAGAUCAUCCAGAGGAAGAAGCAGGCGCAGGCCAGCGGCUCCAGCCACAACAUCACCUUCGAGAGCUCCCCGCCCGCCAUCGAGUGGCACCUGUGCAGAGCUGGACAGGUGGAGCAGUUCGACCUGAUGACCCUCCACCCCAUCGAGAUCGCCCGCCAGCUCACACUGCUGGAGUCCGACUUCUACAGGGCGGUGCAGCCGUCAGAGCUGGUGGGAAGUGUCUGGACUAAAGAAGAUAAAGAGAUCAACUCUCCAAACCUGCUGAGGAUGAUCAGACACACCACCAACCUCACACUCUGGCUGGAGAAGUGUAUAGUGGAGACAGAGAAUGUGGAGGAGCGUGUGUCAGUGGUGUCGCGUAUCAUCGAGAUCCUGCAGGUCUUUCAGGAGCUCAACAACUUCAAUGGUGUGCUGGAGGUGGUGAGCGCCAUGAACUCCUCACCCGUCUACAGGCUCGACCACACCUUCGAGCAAAUCCCCAGCAGGCAGAGGAAGAUCCUGGAGGAAGCUCAUGAGCUCAGUGAAGAUCAUUAUAAGAAGUAUCUGGCCAAACUCAGGUCCAUCAACCCACCCUGUGUGCCCUUCUUCGGUAUUUAUUUAACGAACAUCUUGAAGACGGAGGAGGGAAACCCAGACUUCCUGAAGCGGCACGGCACUGAGCUGAUCAACUUCAGCAAGAGGAGGAAAGUGGCCGAGAUUACUGGAGAGAUCCAGCAGUACCAGAACCAGCCCUACUGUCUGCGGGUGGAGAACGACAUCCGGAAGUUCUUCGAGAACCUGAACCCGAUGGAGGACAUGAUGGAGAAGGAGUUCACAGAUUACCUGUUCAACAAAUCUCUGGAGAUCGAGCCGCGCAACGCACGCACACUACCCAGAUUUGCCAAGAAGUACAGCUGUCCUCUGAAGUCUCCGGGGGUCCGUCCGUCUGCGGUGCGACCGGGAGCGAUGCGACACCCGACGCCGCUGCAGAACGAGCCGCGCAAGAUCAGCUACAGCCGCAUCCCUGACAGCGAGACGGAGAGCAGCGCAGCGUCAGCACCAAACUCCCCCAGAACACCCCUGACGCCCCCACCUGCAUCUGCUGCAUCCACUGACACCUGCAGUGUGUUCGACUCUCCACAGCAGCCCUCCAGCCCGUUCCACUCCAACAGCGAGUGUGUGUUCGCUCCGGUGGCUCUGCCGCACGGCCCACGAUCCUCUUCAGUGUCCUCUAUGAUGGGUUUUCUGAGGAAUGAUGAUCCUCCAGUUCCUCCUCCUGUCCCACCUCGCCGCCGGCCCGAGUCUGCCCCCGCCGAGUCCUCGCCCUCCAAGAUGAUGUCUACACACCUGGACAGUCCUCCUGCGAUUCCUCCUCGUCAGCCGACCAGCAGUAAGGUGUAUUCUCCUCGAUACUCCCUGACGGAUCCUCCGGAGAGCCCACCUCUGCUGCCGCCGCGGGAGCCGGUGCGGACCCCGGAUGUGUUCUGCAGCUCCCCGUUACACCUGCAGCCGCCUCCGCCGGGCCGCCGCGCCCCCGAGCUGCAGGCCUUUUUCCCACCGCAGACGCCCUCGCCGUCACCGCUGGGGCCGCGGAAACACUCGGAGCCUCCGCUGGAGCCCCCGCUGGGCCCGCCCGUCCCCCCGCGCCUCAGCACCGCCGCCCCACCCGCACACAUCCCCAAACUGCCCCCAAAAACAUACAAGAGGGAGUCAGUGCACCGCGAGGGCCCGCCGCCGCCACUGCUGCUGGAGAACGCCAACCCCACAUGAACACACACACACACAGACUCCACACGCGCGCGCUCACUGUGAGCAGGAGUGUGUUCAGACUCAUCUGUAGCUGUUUGAUAUU
Danio aesculapii is the source of this 4987-nucleotide messenger RNA. RefSeq names its product son of sevenless homolog 1 (Drosophila) (gene sos1). Gene Ontology annotation, cellular component: plasma membrane. Lineage: Eukaryota; Metazoa; Chordata; Actinopteri; Cypriniformes; Danionidae. The record is from RefSeq and is a predicted model, not a curated record. Gene Ontology annotation, molecular function: guanyl-nucleotide exchange factor activity; protein heterodimerization activity. Gene Ontology annotation, biological process: Ras protein signal transduction; positive regulation of GTPase activity.